Saccostrea echinata is the source of this 1012-nucleotide messenger RNA. RefSeq lists its product as uncharacterized. Lineage: Eukaryota; Metazoa; Mollusca; Bivalvia; Ostreida; Ostreidae. The coding region runs from base 11 to 547 and encodes 178 amino acids. The transcript has 3 exons. The record is from RefSeq and is a predicted model, not a curated record.
UAAGGAGAAAAUGUAUGACUGGACCGGUAAUGGAGUCCGGGACCCCUGCAUCACUUGUCAGGUGCUCUACCGACUGAGCUACCCAGGCCGAUAUCCACGUAUCAUGUUUUGCAUGCGGAAGAAUAAAGUAGGCAUCCUGUCAGAUGAGGAGGAAGCUGCCUACAAAAAGAUAGAGAAGGUGAACAACGAAGAUGUGGAAGAGGAGGUUCACACUCCAUCUAUCCUAGACGCGAUGUUUUGUGUGACACCGAACGAAGGCCCAGGCAACACCAAAAGUACUGAUGAACCUAGAUCAGAUGACACUAGAUCAGAGGUUAUUAAAAAGAGUGAGUUGGUGCUCCCCACCUUCAAGUCGAGUGUUCCCAAACUACUUCCAAUCAAUGGGAACAUCAUGAGAAUCCUGAUUCUUCCGAUUGACGACGAGGUCGCUUACCAGAAAUGGAAAGAGGAAACCCACAAAGUUCUUCAGGAGAAUGGUCUGUUGAAAGAAGACAAGCUGGCGGAAAGAAGAAGAAAACUGAUUGAACGAGGCAAACUGAAAAAUUAAGAGACAAAUAUAAACAAUGUAGUGAACAAUAUGGAAAUGAACAACGUCCAGCUAUCGUUUUGAAAAUAACAAUGAUCACAAUAUUUGUUAUUUACAUAUAUUUAACCUUUUCUUGAUUUAUUUAAUCCCUUUAUUUAUUUAUUCAUUUUUUUGUGUGUGUGAGAGAAUAGAGGGGACAUCCGAGUUUUUUUUUUCUUCAGAUAAUAGUUGGUUUUAAUUGAAUUAUCUUUUUUUCUUUCGACGUGCCAUAUAGUUUUAUUGGAAUUUUCCAGGAAGUGGGCAUCGGAGACGGAUCUGAGGCUCACAAUGCUGACCAAAUUAACUUUUUUCACAUCUUUUGGAACUUUCGGCUUGCCAGGGAAUAUCCAUUCCACAAACAGAGGGAAUGGUGUUCUCUGUCAAAAACGUGAAAGGUAAUUGCUAUAGAGAGCUAGGUAUAAAGUUCUGUUGUUCCCUCUUGUUUUA